GUAAUUAUAUACAAUCAAAAUUAAUUAGAGGAGCAAUGUGACUGAAGAUUAUAAUUGUUUUUUAUCAACAGUAUGACAUACUAUUUUUCCUACGAUGCAAGAACGAAAGUGAUUUUAAAUAAGACAUCAAGAUGCUGAUAAAAGAGUAUCGCAUUCCGCUACCCCUCACUGUUGAGGAGUAUCGAAUAGCUCAACUCUAUAUGAUAGCAAAAAAAAGUCGAGAGGAAAGCAGUGGUGCAGGCAGUGGAGUAGAAAUAUUAAUAAAUGAGCCGUAUACUAAUGGUCCUGGUGGUCAAGGACAAUACACGAAAAAAAUAUUUCAUGUUGGCAGUCAUUUACCAAGUUGGGUAAAAGGACUGUUGCCAAAAUCAGCUUUAACUACUGAAGAAGAAGCAUGGAAUGCGUAUCCUUACACUAAAACGCGAUACACUUGCCCAUUUGUAGAAAAAUUUUCAAUCGAAAUCGAAACAUAUUAUUUUUCUGAUAAUGGGCACCAGGAUAAUGUUUUUAAAUUAACCGGUAGUGAUUUACGAAAUCGACUUGUUGAUCUCAUAGAUGUGGCCAAAGAUCAAUUAUAUGGAGGUGAUUAUGUACGGGAAGAAGAUCCAUUGAUUUAUACAUCCGAAAAAACCGGACGAGGUCCUUUGUCUGAAAAUUGGUUAGAGGAAUAUUGGCGAGCUUGCGAAGGUAGAACUCAACCAACACCUGAUGGAAAAGCAAUAAUGUGUGCAUAUAAAUUAUGCCGAGUUGAGUUUAGGUAUUGGGGGAUGCAAACGAAAUUAGAAAAAUUUAUUCAUGAUGUUGCAUUACGUAAAACUAUGCUACGAGCUCAUAGGCAAGCAUGGGCAUGGCAAGAUGAAUGGCAUGGCUUAACUAUGGAAGAUAUCAGAGAAAUAGAAAGGCAAACACAAGCGGCACUUAGGAAAAAAAUGGGAGCAGAUGAAGGAAGUGAAGGUGAAGAAGAUGCGUCAGAUUCUCCAGAACAUGAGGCAUCGAAUAAUUCCCAGGAUAACGCAGCAGCCGUAAAAACAUUUCAAGUUGCUCUUGGUAGUAUUGAGGUAAAUGAAGAUCUUCCUAGUCCACCGGUCUUCAAAAAAAUUUUAUCGUCUUCUGCAUCGAAUUCAGAAAUGAAUGAUGAUUCCCAUCAAAAUUAUUCCAAUAAUGAACUGACUCUUACUUUUAAUAAUUCAAAUGAGAAACAACGAUGGCAAGGUCCCAAAAAUAUUCAACCAUCACAAGGAUUACAUUCACCCGGAUCCACCUCUAUUAAAAGUUUCGAUAUACAAGUAGCAAACUGGCGGAUGGAAGGUUUAGAACGGGAUUCGGAUACAAAUUCAGAAGAUGAAUUUUUCGAUGCUUGCGAACAAUUGAGUGAAUCAGCUUCAUUAGCAAAAUGGAGCUCUUUACAAUUGUUAAAUGAAGAAGAUGAUUCAACAUCGCCUACUAGUGGCAGAGAUAGAAACGAUGAUAGCAUAUUUAAUCCCUCAUAUUUACAACGUGUUGCGAGUGAGCGUGGUAAUAAAACUACGAUUGGACAAAGAAGUAUAGAAAAAUCAUGUCCAGGUUCACCAAACAUUAGUUCUGCCUGUAGUACAACAAUUUUGGUAUUAGUUUUACAUGCUGGAAGUGUUUUGGAUUCGAAUGUGGAUAUGGCAGCUAAAAAAUCAGAUGUAACAACAUUCCGUGGAGCAUUUGAAUCUGUAAUGCGUCAACAUUAUCCGUCUUUAGUUGGACAUAUUACAAUUAAAUUAGUUACUUGUCCAUCAAUUUGUACCGAAAGUUUAGGAGUUUUAUCUAGUUUAAGUCCAUAUAGUUUUGAUGUAUCACCUUCAGCAACGGACAUUCCUCAUAUAACACACGACUCAAUACCAAUUGGUGCUAUACCAUUACUUUCUUGUACAAGUCCAGAAUAUCAAGAAGUUGUUUCACGUACAAUUAUAAGUGCAAAUAACAUUUAUCAAGAAUUUCUCAAAAGUGAAGAAGGAAAUGGUUUUUGUGGUCAAGUAUGUUUAGUUGGAGAUUCGAUGGGUUCAAUUUUAGGUUAUGAUGCAUUAUGCCGUUCAAAUAAAUCAAACCAUAAUCAAGAUAAUGACACUGUCAUUGAGGCUGAUAUUACUGUACAAGCAGAAGAUGGCAGUUCAUUAAUACCAAUACCAUCUUUACGAAGAUCUUCAUCGAGCGAUUCAAAUGCAAAUGCCAAAUUUGAAUUUGAAAUAUCAGAUUUAUUUAUGUUUGGAAGUCCAUUAGCAUUAGUUUUAGCCUUUAGAAAAAUAGCAUCACAUGACAGAAGUAACUCAAUUAUGCGACCAAACGUGCAACAAGUAUACAACCUAUUUCAUCCAACGGAUCCAGUUGCAACACGUAUAGAACCAUUACUGUCAGCACGUUUUUCUAUGCUUCCACCAGUAAACGUUGCUCGAUAUGCCAAAUAUCCUUUAGGAAAUGGACAACCUUAUCACUUAUUGGAAUUUUUACAAAGUAAUCCUCAAAUGUUCUCUGAUGGUUUAAAUUGUUCAUCACGACGCCUUUCAGAAGUAUCUAUACAAAGUACUUUAUCUGGAUUAAUGGAUAAUGUCCCGUUACAAGCAAUUAAUUCAUUGCAACAAAAAUGGUGGGGAUCAAAACGAGUUGAUUAUGCGUUAUAUUGCCCCGAAGGAUUAUCAAACUUCCCUACGAAUGCAUUACCACAUUUAUUACAUGCAAGCUAUUGGGAAAGUAGUGAUGUAAUCGCUUUUAUAUUACGUCAAGCUGGUCGAUUAGAAGGUGCACCUUUAGCUGGUCUUGAUGAUCGGGAUGCUUGUUUCCGUCCUGCCCAACCACGAGAAAAAUGGAUUAAGAAACGUACUAGUGUUAAAUUAAAGCCACCAAUUACCAGUACCAAAACCAUACAAUGGCUUAAAAUGCAUGCAAUUGUUGAUGGAAAGAAUGUGGCUGCAAAUCAUCGUGCAAAUGACGUAAUAGUUUUGGAAGGUUCAGCACAAGUAUUAAUCGCUCGAUUUAUGUAUGGUCCAUUGGAUAUGAUAACCUUAGCAGGUGAAAAAGUUGACAUACACAUAAUGCGUGAAGCUCCUGCAGGUGAAUGGAUAUUCUUAUCUACGGAAGUAACUGAUAAAACUGGACGUAUUACGUAUACGAUACCGCCAGAAAAAUCAUUGGGCUAUGGUUUAUAUCCAAUAAAAAUGGUUGUGAGAGGUGAUCAUACGUGUGUUGAUUUUUAUAUGGCUGUUAUCCCUCCAAAAACAGAAUGUAUUGUAUUCAGUAUUGAUGGUUCGUUUACCGCAAGUAUGUCUGUUACUGGACGAGAUCCGAAAGUACGUGCAGGUGCUGUUGAUGUUGUAAGAUAUUGGCAAGAAUUGGGAUACUUUAUUGUAUAUACAACUGGUCGACCAGAUAUGCAACAUGGCCGAGUAGUGUCAUGGCUUUCACAGCAUAAUUUUCCACAUGGAUUAGUGUCAUUUGCUGAUGGAUUGUCUACUGAUCCGUUGGGUCAUAAAGCUGCUUAUUUAAAUAACUUAGUACAAAAUCAUAAGGUGGUAAUACACGCAGCUUAUGGAAGCAGUAAAGAUAUUAGUGUUUAUAAUAGCAUAGGACUGACUCAAAAACAAAUUUAUAUCGUUGGUAAAGCAUCGAAAAAGCAACAAAAUCAAGCAAUAGUGCUGGUUGAAGGAUAUGCAGCUCAUUUAGCUAUAUUAAUGAGUCACGGUGGUUCUCGUCCAGCUCAAGGAAAUGCUCGUAUGGUAAUCCCACGUGGUUAUUUUGGUCUUCCUGGACAGAAUGCAUCAUUUCGCAGACGAAGAUCGCAAAAACGUUCUACAUCUUAUCCUACUGUAACAAAUACAACGUCAGUAGAACGAUCGUUAAGUACACGACGAACACCGUUAGGUCGUCCAACACUUGCUACGAUAUCAGCUCAUAGCAACAGUAGUUCUUUCAACAGUAAUUUUGGUGGUGGUUAAAUGUACAAAAAACAAUAUGAUUCCGUAUUUAUAAUAAAAAUAAGGACAAAACCAUAUAAUUCAGACUGAUGACACAUCUAAUUAUGAUUUUAAUUAAUCAAGAAGUAAAUUUAAUUGAUGUGAUAUAAAUUAACUGAAAGUCAGUGAAUCUGUGUU
Chrysoperla carnea is the source of this 4112-nucleotide messenger RNA. It is a transcript of the gene rdgB, whose product is annotated as protein retinal degeneration B. The record is from RefSeq and is a predicted model, not a curated record. Bases 132 to 3956 code for a protein of 1274 amino acids. Gene Ontology annotation, cellular component: cytoplasm. The transcript has 22 exons. Gene Ontology annotation, biological process: phospholipid transport. Gene Ontology annotation, molecular function: phosphatidylcholine intramembrane carrier activity; phosphatidylcholine binding; metal ion binding. Lineage: Eukaryota; Metazoa; Arthropoda; Insecta; Neuroptera; Chrysopidae.